This is a messenger RNA of Anolis sagrei ordinatus, 2906 nucleotides long. RefSeq names its product zinc finger DHHC-type palmitoyltransferase 3 (gene ZDHHC3). NCBI's taxonomy places the organism in Eukaryota, Metazoa, Chordata, Lepidosauria, Squamata, Anolidae. The record is from RefSeq and is a predicted model, not a curated record. Gene Ontology annotation, molecular function: palmitoyltransferase activity.
CCCUCAGCGUGGCUCACUUCCGGGCUUCCUCCCCCUCAGUGUAGAACGCGAAUGAGGCGGCAGUCAGAGUGAAAGGGAAGAGCCAAGACUUCGCCGCCUCCCUCCCUCCCUCCCUCCGGGCGGGCUCUUCCCGGCUGGGCGGAUGGAACGCCGCGCUGGGAGGUGGAAGGUCGACCCUGGCAGGGAAGCGCGGGCCCCUGGCGGAGUGGAGGCGGCCUCCUCGGCGGCGGCAGAGCGCGUGGUGCUUCCUUCACGGCAGUCUGGAAAAAAGAAACUAAAGACUUUCCAUGGAAAAUGGUUACUCAAAACAUCAACAAACUUUGCGGUGAUCUUUCAUAUAUCCAAGAAUGGACAUUAUAGUCUAUGAUGAUUACUCCAGUCCACCGCUUCAGAGACAUUGAAAGGAAACCGGAAUAUCUCCAGCCGGACAAGUGUGUCCCACCUCCCAACAACGGUUCUUCGGGAACCAUGUGGUUUAUCCGAGAUGGCUGUGGUAUCGCCUGUGGAGUCAUCACCUGGUUUUUGGUCUUCUAUGCUGAUUUUGUAGUCAUCCUUGUUAUGCUGCUUCCUUCAAGAGACUAUAUCUACAGUGUGAUCAACGGAAUAGUUUUCAACACUUUGGCAUUCCUGGCUCUGGCUUCACAUAUGCGAGCAAUGGUAACAGAUCCGGGUGCUGUUCCCAAAGGUAAUGCCACAAAGGAAUUCAUAGAAAGUUUACAGCUGAAACCAGGACAGGUGGUUUACAAGUGUCCAAAAUGCUGUAGUAUCAAACCAGACAGAGCACACCACUGCAGUGUUUGUAAGAGAUGUAUACGGAAAAUGGAUCACCACUGUCCAUGGGUUAACAACUGUGUAGGAGAGAACAACCAGAAGUACUUUGUACUGUUUACAAUGUAUAUAGCACUGAUUUCUCUGCAUGCCCUGAUAAUGGUUGGAUUUCACUUCUUGCAUUGUUUUGAAGAAGACUGGACAAAGUGCAGUUCUUUCUCUCCACCAACUACUGUGAUCCUACUUAUUCUCCUGUGUUUUGAGGCUCUCCUCUUUCUCAUCUUUACAUCUGUUAUGUUUGGAACGCAGGUACACUCCAUUUGCACAGAUGAAACGGGCAUAGAACGGCUUAAAAAGCAGGAGCCAACUUGGGAAAAAGUCAGCGGCUGGGAAGGGAUCAAGCUGGCUUUCGGGGGUCAAUUGUCACUGCAAUGGUUCAAUCCUCUUUCAGACCUCAGUUGCAAGAAGUCUCCGCCAGCUGGGACAGCAACCGUUGCUCCGUCUGAGAUGGUGGUCCAGGAAGCUUUUGAGCAGCUUUCUGAUCAAGAUGUGGUUAUAGAAGUGUGCAGUGAAUAACAGAAAGUGCCUGUACCAAUGUCAGUAUCCUGUUGAAAUGUGUGCACUUGAAGCUUAGCUUUUAAAGGAUCAUGUUGCAUGAAAGCAUUGAGAUUUUACCAUUUCUCUAGCUGAAGGCCUCACCAAAUCAAUGCAAAACAAGUACAUUCCAAAUGUUUUUACUGCUGAUGAUCAUUUAACCAAAGUUCCACGAAGUUCCUAUACAAACAAUGACAAAGUUGACCAUUCCUUUAAAAAUGCAAUACAAAAAAGGCAAACUACCAAGCUUAGCUUAAGUUUUCAUAGUCCAUUUGGCUGUGUAUUGUGUUCUCAAGUAGUGCAAAGAGUGGUCAAGCAGAGACCCUGGAUUUUUUUUUUAAAAAAAGAAGAAUUAUACAUGACAGGUCAUUAUGAAUGUUUAUAUGUUUUUACCAAACAACCAUAGAAUACAGUGACCAGUUACAUCACAAGCAGUUAACAACGGGAUUACCAUGAAGACAAUGACAAAAUAAUAAAUGAAAUGUUAUACAAUGGGUUAAAAAAUUCAAACCAAGAACAAAUAAAUCUUACAAGUCCAGCUAAGUGACUCUUGGAAACCAACAACGCCUUGUGCUCAUUUCUACUCAGUGCAUUGAAAUCUUUUUUUCCUUCCGGUGCCUACUCAGGGGAAAUUAAUGUUCUAUAUAACUGAUUGUUUUGUCCCAAACAAUAGUUGUUUUGCAACCAAAAGACUUACAAAGAUUAGAUGCUGUCGUCACUUCUUAGGAAAACCAGCACUUAUUAAAAUAUAUUUGUAAAUAAGGGGUAGUUAAAAUAUAUAGUUUCGACAUUGGGAAAUAAAAGCUAUGUUUUGUCUGCUUAUCUAGGAAUGCUUUGGAAUCAGUAUACCUUUUGCCUAUGAGUGUCCAAUGAAUCUCAAUUUAAUUCAGUUAAUAUUACAAAUAAGUAAAGAUUGUGGAAUAAUCCGUAAUGGCCUGGCUAUAGAAAAGUGGGAUUGUGAUCAGUGGCCAAUACCUGGAAUAUAGGUCAAACUCAUAGCAAUUUGUCAAAAAGUCAGUGCAUAUGUAUUAGGGGUGUGCAAAACAGCAGAAAUUCAUUCUGUUUUCUUUUUGAAUUUCGGGGGUCCCGUCCGUCUUCCCGUCCCCCUGAUUCUGUUUUCAGGAAGAUUCUUCCCGGAAACAGAAAUGAAACUCCAUAUCCCAAAUUAUGAAUUUGAACCCCCUCCCCUCAAAAAAUCUCCUGGAAUCUUCCUGAAAAUAGAACAGGAUGGGGACCCAAAAUUUGAAAGAAAACAACAGAUUUCUGCCAUUUUGCACACUCCUAAUGUGCAUGCAUCACAAUUAGGUAAGACUAGUAUAAUUCAGAUGCUGUGCAUCUUUAAUAAAACUGUCACAAAUGGGAAAACUGGGGUGUUUUCAGGUUUCUAUGCGUGGUCAGUGAACAAUAGGUAGUGUAGUAUUACAGAAGCUGGUUAGUAACCAAAGACUGAUCCCUUAAAUCAUUGAGUUGGGAGAGACCACAAGGGCCACCCAGUCCAUAGUUGAGAAGGGAAACCAUGGGGAACCUUAUGUAAAAGCAAGAGU